GGGCCAACGGCGUAUGGGCGGAGCCUAGGGAGCGAGCGGGGCGCGUCUCACGCGAGGAGUUCCUAGUGAAGCGGCGGGAGUGGCAGCUAUGGAGCCGCUGGAGGAGAGAGAAGCGAAGGUUGCUGCGUGGUUAAAAAAAAUAUUUGGAGAUCAUCCCAUUCCACAGUAUGAGGUGAACCCACGGACCACAGAGAUUUUAUAUCACCUUUCAGAACGCAACAGGCUCCGGGACAGGGAUGUCUACCUGGUGAUAGAGGACUUGAAGCAGAAAGCAAGUGAAUACGAGUCAGAAGGCAGGGUCUCACGCUGUCGCCCAGGCUGGAGUGCAGUGGUGCCAUCAUCCAAGUAUCUUCAAGACCUUCUCAUGGAGAGUGUGAAUUUUUCCCCUGCCAAUCUCUCUAGCACUAGUUCCAGGUAUCUGAAUGCUUUGGUUGACAGUGCAGUGGCCCUUGAAACAAAGGAUACCUCACUAGCUAGUUUUAUCCCUGCAGUGAAUGAUUUGACCUCUGACCUCUUUCGUACCAAAUCCAAAAGUGAAGAAAUAAAGAUUGAACUGGAAAAACUUGAAAAAAAUCUAACGGCAACUUUAGUAUUAGAAAAAUGUCUACAAGAGGAUCUCAAGAAAGCCGAGUUGCAUCUGUCUACAGAAAGGGCCAAAGUUGAUCAUCGUCGUCAGAACAUGGACUUUCUAAAAGCAAAGUCGGAGGAAUUCAGAUUUAGAAUCAAGGCUGCAGAGGAGCAACUUUCAGCCAGAGGCAUGGAUGCUUCUCUGUCUCAUCAGUCCCUGGUAGCACUGUCAGAGAAACUGGCAAAAUUAAAGCAGCAGACUAUACCUUUGAAGAAAAAAUUGGAGUCCUAUUUAGACUUAAUGCCGAAUCCAUCUCUUGCUCAAGUGAAAAUUGAAGAAGCAAAGCGAGAAUUAGAUAGCAUCGAAGCUGAACUUACAAGGAGAGUAGACAUGAUGGAACUGUGACAACAGCCACAUAAACAUCCUUUUUUUCUAGAAAAUUGAAUAAGACUUUACAGAGUUCUUUUUCCUCUUGGCACUUCUUAACAAGAAAAUUUUCUGUGUUCUUAGAUUACAGAAUGUCAUAAUUGAUAGAAUAUGGUUUCUUACUGUGUAUUGCAUUUUUGUGCCCAGAUACAUAGUUUUCAUAUUAAAAAGCCUUUUCUCUUA
Messenger RNA from Callithrix jacchus (white-tufted-ear marmoset), 1177 nucleotides. It is a transcript of the gene HAUS1, whose product is annotated as HAUS augmin like complex subunit 1. Gene Ontology annotation, cellular component: HAUS complex; cytosol. Gene Ontology annotation, biological process: spindle assembly; centrosome cycle. The record is from RefSeq and is a predicted model, not a curated record. Lineage: Eukaryota; Metazoa; Chordata; Mammalia; Primates; Cebidae.